UGCCGCGUCGUCUAAGUUUUCAGUGUCUUUCCUGUGGUUCUGACAUGGAAAAGAUGCAGCUACCGCAGAGCCCCAGCACUUUGUGUUUCGACAAGGACGAGUUCAUGAAGGACUCGUUUGAUGUGGACCAGUUUGUGUCAGAGUGCAGAAAGCGUGUGCAGUUGGAGAAUCUUCGAGAUGAUCUAGAGAUUUACUACAGACUUCUUAAGACUGCAAUGAUUGAACUUAUUAAUAAAGACUAUGCAGACUUUGUAAACCUAUCAACUAACCUGGUUGGAAUGGAUAAAGCAUUGAGUCAGCUUUCAGUGCCAUUGGGACAGCUGCGUGAAGAAGUAUUGAGUCUCAAAACAUCUGUUAAUUAUAGCAUUCGGGCAGUGGAUGAGCGCUUGGCUAAACAAGAUGACCUUAGGAAGAAAAAGGCAAGUUAUGUAUUUAAGAUGACCCUACAAGUUACCUAUAAACAUUUUAGCUUAAUUUUAGCUUGUUUACUCUAG
Nanorana parkeri is the source of this 494-nucleotide messenger RNA. RefSeq names its product conserved oligomeric Golgi complex subunit 2-like. The transcript is spliced from 4 exons. Bases 45 to 494 code for a protein of 149 amino acids. Gene Ontology annotation, biological process: intra-Golgi vesicle-mediated transport; protein transport; Golgi organization. The record is from RefSeq and is a predicted model, not a curated record. NCBI's taxonomy places the organism in Eukaryota, Metazoa, Chordata, Amphibia, Anura, Dicroglossidae. Gene Ontology annotation, cellular component: COG complex; membrane.